Cutaneotrichosporon cavernicola is the source of this 1875-nucleotide messenger RNA. RefSeq lists its product as uncharacterized. Bases 1 to 1875 code for a protein of 624 amino acids. The record is from RefSeq and is a predicted model, not a curated record. The transcript has 6 exons. Gene Ontology annotation, cellular component: plasma membrane. Gene Ontology annotation, biological process: transmembrane transport. NCBI's taxonomy places the organism in Eukaryota, Fungi, Basidiomycota, Tremellomycetes, Trichosporonales, Trichosporonaceae. Gene Ontology annotation, molecular function: transmembrane transporter activity.
AUGGUCAAGAACGAGACAGAACGACAGCGUGGCGACGACCAGGUGGUGCUCCAUGCCCACGACGCCCACGACGGCGAUACCGAGUCUAUCAUGGCUGUGGAUAAGGACUCGCCUGGUGUGCGCCGCAUCGAGGCCAUCGUGUCGACAUGGACCACCAAGGACCGCGUCUACUUCCUCUCUGCCCUCGUGGUCAUGACCUAUGCCCGCUCUCUCGCGGCGAGCCUCAUGGGCACGUACCAGAGCCACGCGCUCAACGAUAUGGGUGAAGCGGGACGCGCAGGAAUGGUCCGUACUGUCCGCCAGGUCCUCACAGCCACCACCCUUCCAAUCACCGCCAAGCUCUCCGACUACGUCGGGCGUACCUUCAUUCUCACAAUGACUGCCAUCUGCUGGAUCAUUGGCCCUGCUAUUGUCGCCAGCUCGAACGAUCUCGGCACUUACCUCCCUGGUUUCCUCAUCUACACUCUCGGCCACGUGUGUGGAAACAUUCUCAGCUACGCCCUUGCGGUUGACACCACGACGCUGCGCAACCGUCUCUUCAUGCAGUUUGUCUACAUCUUCCCCUCAGUUAUCAAUGUCUGGUCUUCGGGCGUCAUUGCUGCAAAGUUUGUCAACGGCGUCGGAUGGCGCUGGGGCGCCGGCAUGUGGUCGAUCGCCGCCCCAAUUUGCACCCUCGGUGUGAUGGCCGUCUUCGCAUGGGGGUCAUUCCGCGCCCGCCGCCUCGGCCUCAUGCGUGGAAUCCCCUCUGCUUGGGGCCUCUUCACCAGUGCCAAACGUUGGAAGCACCUCUUCUGGGUCAUGGACAUCCCCGGCCUCUUUUUCCUCGCAGCUUCCCUUGCCCUCAUCCUUCUUCCUCUUUCUCUCGGCGGCGGUGUUGCUGCCAAGUGGCGGUCUGCCCAGUGCAUCGUUCCGCUCGUCGUCGGCGUCCUCUGUCUUCCCAUGUUUGCUCUCUGGGAACUCAAAUGGGCCCGCCACCCCAUCUUCCCCUUCAAGCACAUGAAGGACCGCCACGUCAUGAUCAUUCUCAUUCUCUCGCUUGUCAAGGCGAUUGCUGGAGGCACCCGCGACUCGUACCUCUACUUCACCCUCAUCGUGUCAUUCAACCAGGGUGUCGAGGGUGCCACUCGCAUUAACACGCUUGAGGGUUUCGCCGGCUCUCUGACCCUCAUUUUCGUUGCCUUUAUCGUCCGCAAGUACAGGGUCGUCAAGCCCCUCAUCAUCGCCGGUACCGUCCUCCAGACCGUGGCGCAGGGCAUGCUCAUCCACUUCCGUGGUGGCUAUGGCAAGAGCCAGCUCGUUGGUCUCAUUGCCGGUGAGAUUUUGGAGGGUAUCGGAAACGGUCUUUCGUCACACCCCUCCCUGGUUGCCAUGCAGGCCAAGCUUGGCCAUGAGCACGCUCUCCUCGUCACGUCCUGCUGGUCCGUUGGCUCACAGGCUGGUGGUGGUAUCGCGGCAGCCAUUUCAGGUGCCAUCUGGACGCAGCUCAUGCCUGGCAAGCUCCUGGCUGGCCUCCAGGCUGCGGGGGUCCCCAACGCCGCCAAGGUCGCACAGUCGGUCUUCAAGAGUCCCCUCACUUUCGUCAAGGAGAACCCUCCCUACUCUAUUGGGCGUGAGGCCAUUGUCCCCGCCUACCGUGAUGUCCAGAAGAUUCUCUGCAUCAUCGGCGUCGUGCUUAUGGGCAUCAUGCUCCCUCUGACUUUCCUCAUCGACAAUGUCUCGCUCGACGACCGCAACACUCUGGCCAAGGAAAGCGAGUCGGACUCCUCCGACGAGCCCGAGCCCCGCAACCUCAACUCUGAGGGCGUCGACCACCGCCGCGAGCUCAACACUUUCCCUGAAGAUGAGAAGCCCGGCGUUUCCGACUCAAAGGCUUAG